AUGGCCAAAUACGUUCCCCCUAUUUCCUAAUCAAAUGUUCAAGUUGUUCCAUAGGUAUAACCUGUGAUCUAUCAAUCAGUUGUACCCGUUUAAGUUUAGCCCCUUUACUAAUCCUACGUCAGUUAUCCUACUUACUCCUACGUUAAGCAAUAGCCAUAAGUCUAAACCGCUCAAAUUCCUGCUUAAUAGUAACAAUAUUAAUCAGUUGGAUCUACUUAACCUUCCGUCGCUUAUCAAGCAGCUGAAAGCUAAAUAAAGGCUCCUCUUAGAGGUUCUUCCAGAAUUGAAUAUAUUCCUUAUUAAAGAAAGGUCAUUGACUAUGAAUAAUAGGUAUAAACUCAAAUUGUUCCUAAGGAAAGAUAUGUAACUGAUUAUUAUGCUGUUGAACAUACUACUAACUACGUUCCUUAAACUUACUACGACUCUUACGUUGAUUACGUUCCUGUAACAAGAUACAAAGAAAGAACUGAAUAUUAUCCAGUUGAAAGUAGCAGAACUGUCAUUAACCGUCUUUGA
Messenger RNA from Tetrahymena thermophila SB210, 516 nucleotides. RefSeq lists its product as hypothetical. The transcript has 4 exons. The record is from RefSeq and is a predicted model, not a curated record. Lineage: Eukaryota; Ciliophora; Oligohymenophorea; Hymenostomatida; Tetrahymenidae.